GAAGCUACCUCUGUGUUAUAAUUGUGAUCUUUUUACUCGUUGCACAAUAGCUAGGGUUUUCACCCACUGAAAUUGGUUCCAAUCUGCAGAUGUUCUCUUCCACAUAUGACUCCAACCUUUUUCCAAACUUCCCUUCUUCUUCUUACCCUAUCCUUCCUUUUCUCAUUGAUCCUGAAAAUGAUUUUGCAAGCAACACCCUUUUUGAUGACCCUCUUCUUGUUCCCUUCACACCCAUCACCCAUGAUCCUCCAUUUCCUGAAGAGACUGUUGCUAAUUUUGCAGUUGCUGACUGCACUGCCAUUCUUGAACAAGAUGCAAACACUAACUAUGGUUCCCACAAUGGUAGCAUGUCCAAUUUUCUGACCCAGAAACCAGCCAUAGCAAAGAAAGACAGGCACAGUAAGAUUCACACAUCUCAGGGUUUGAGGGACCGUAGGGUGAGAUUAUCAAGUGAAAUAGCCCGCAAGUUCUUUGAUCUUCAGGACAUGUUAGAGUUUGACAAACCAAGUAACACCCUUGAGUGGCUUUUCACAAAGUCUGAGAAUGCGAUCAAAGAACUAGCCCAAAGUAAGCAUAGCGGCAGUAUUAGUGGGGGUGACAAGUGUUCCCGCGACGCUUCUGUGGAUUCAAAUAACAACAAAUCAUUGGCGGGUAGUGGGGUUGAUGGUUCCAAAGGGAGGAAGUCAAAAUCGGCACAGAAGGAUGAUGCUUGUGUUCAGACCAAAAAGGAGUCAAGGGAAAGGGCAAGAGCAAGAGCAAGAGAGAGGACUUGCUACAAAAUGUGUAGCACUAGAAGGGUGCAGCAAGACUUUGAUGAAAGGUGCCCUGUAACUGCAAACACUCAAAUGCUGCACCAAUUGAGGUCAUCCAUUCUGCCUGAACCUGAAGCUUACGCGAGAUGGGUUCAGCCUUAUAACCCUUUUCUCAUUCAUAAUGAAGCACCCAGAGAUGGCUUUGACGUCAUUGAAGAAUCUAUUAUGAUUAAAAGGAAUAUGAAGCCGUCAACUGUGAUGGCUUCUCAUCACCAAAACCAAAACCAAAACCAAAGCCAAAACCUUGUGAUCCCUAGGGAUGCAAGUUUCAACAACAAUGUGUGCCCCUUGCUACCCUAUUCCACUCCAGACUGGGACACUAAUGGGGCCUUUACUGGAUACUCCAACUUUUGUUCAAUAGGAACCAUGAACCUAUCUACAUGUUUCAUGAACCCGUGAUUUGUAGAGCUUCAUUCAAACCUUUGGAAAUUCUUGGGAGGAGUGCAUCAAUCAGAGUCGACAUAACUGUGCUAGUUUUCGGUAAAAUCUGAUCAGAAUGAAAUCCUCGAGUGUGCUUUGCCUUGUAAUCAUCAUCUCAUAGUUCUGUGUUUCUUCUCUCUAUCAGCAACUUUUUUCUGCCCUAUAUUCCCAUUUUACAAUGUUUGUACUGAUUCUUGCUGAUAAGCAGCCAAUGGCAAGUGAAAGUUCGUAUACAGGUUUGCUGCGUCCUGCGUGUAUUAUAUCUGUCUAAUAUUUAAAGUUUGAUUGAACAAGUAUUA
Vigna umbellata (rice bean) is the source of this 1531-nucleotide messenger RNA. RefSeq lists its product as uncharacterized. Gene Ontology annotation, molecular function: DNA-binding transcription factor activity; sequence-specific DNA binding. Gene Ontology annotation, cellular component: nucleus. Lineage: Eukaryota; Viridiplantae; Streptophyta; Magnoliopsida; Fabales; Fabaceae. The record is from RefSeq and is a predicted model, not a curated record. Gene Ontology annotation, biological process: regulation of secondary shoot formation.